GUGUCAGGUCAGGCUACAUACACUCAGCGCCCUAGCACCAAAACUGUACACCCAGACAUUCUUUAUCAAUAUUGACAUAAUAUACACAAUGAUAAUAUCCUGGAGGAUGUGUGAGAGAGAGAGGCGGCUGAGGGGAGGGAAGAACUGCAGUAUUCACGGCGAAAUAUGAAUAGGUAAUUCUUUCUCCACCUCUUCCUUUCCUACCUUUUUCCACCCUCCAUCUCAUCCACCCUCACACCUUGCAUCACCCACUCUCGCGCUGUCCUUCUCUCCACACCUGUCCACCUACCCCUCACACCUGCUCACCUGCGUCACCUCUCUCCUCCCACCUGUUCCAAGCCGGGCAGGUAAGAGGAACCUCCCCAGUCAGCCUUCUGGCGCGCGCGAGCUAACCAGCCAGCCAGCCAGACAGCACGCAGGUGACAACAGACGUGCUUUGAGUGUGUUUCUUGCUGUAUUAUCGCUCACAGGUGAAAAUACAGCUCACAUUGGAGGGACAAAAUAAGAGCUGGAAAAAGACGUAGUGAAAAAUUUUAAUUGGCAAAAAAGGAACAACAGCAAGGAAAAGACAAACCGACAAAAACAGACAUCACUCAAACAAAUAUCCAGUCUUUGUGUGUGGAUGGAAUGGUUUAAGUGAAGGCGCCACAUUAGUGAAGGUGUAAAAGGAAAUUCGAUGUGAUGCAAAGUGCGGUGAGAACAAGAAAAGGGAAACAGUGUAAAGCUGCAUUUAAGUGAACGUGACCGAGAUUCGUGAGAAUAAACGAGUGUUAAGUGAUCCGCCUCUCCGAUGAGGGGCUGAAGUGGAGGCCUGGGAGGUGCUGGUGAACGAGAAACAUUGUCAGCUGGAGAGAUGAACAACAACACGAUGACGACCAUAACGACGACGGACAACGACGGGGGGUGACGGCCUCCGAACAGUUGCGCGCCCUCUUCAGUGCCUGCGACAAGCAAGGUAAAGGCUUCAUCGUGCGGGAGGAGCUGCGGGACCUCUGCUCCAGCCUGGCCAUUGCUGACGAGGACUCCGAUGUCAUAUUCACUGACCUCGACCAAGACAAAGACGGCAAGAUCAGUUACACCGAGUUCUCCAAGGGAUUCAUUGAGUUUCCUUCACCGCGACGCCGAGAAGACAGAGAAGGAGGCCUCCAAUGGAACCAACGGAGCAGAGGAGGGAGAGGACUCGCCGAAACAGACUGAGGGGAAGGAAGACUGUGAGCAGAGUGAGAGGCGCAGGCGGGCGAGUGUUCAUCAGGCGUGGAGUGCUCUCACCAACAACCUGCCCGAACUCUCCAAGUCGUGCCCUCGUAACAAGCAAGAGCGGUGCCCAGAUCAAGGAGUUACUGACAGACCUGCAAACCUCGGCGCCUGAAGAUGUCACCUCCCGCGUCAGUACCGUCCUAUCCACGCUACUGCAGGAGAUUGAGCAGGUUCAGGAGCACCACAAGAGACUCGAGGUGCUUUAUCAGAAAGAGCGGCAGCACCACGCCACGGCACUCAAAUCCCUGGAGAGCGAGCUGGAGGACCAGGUGGCCAAGGUGGAACAGAAGGCGAAGAUGGAAGCGCGGCAGGAGAGCGAGGAGGAGAAGAGACAGCUGCAGGACCAGAUGGAGCAGGAGAUGGCGGAGCUGCAGACACAUUUGAGGAUAUUUCAGAAGGUGGACUCUUGGCUCAAGAAGGAGGAGGACGGCGGCGGGGACAGGGUGCAGGAGGUGAGGAGGAAGCUGGAGGACGCCUAUCAUGACAACCGCACCCUCAACAUGACCCUGCACGAGACGACAGCCAACCUGGGACUAAUGCGAUCAGACUUGGCUCAGAUGCGACUUCAGUACGAGGAGAAGUGCAGGGAGUUGCAUAACGAGCGGGAGACGGUGCUGGAGUACAUGCACCAGUACGACCACAUGAAGAGGCAGAUGGAGCUUUUACACGAGGCCAACAAGAGGCUACAGGACACCAAUGACAGCAUGCGCAGCGCCCUGGAGACGGAAUGGCGCCACUCCCCCCUGACCUCCCGAGCCUCCAGCACCAGAUCCAACUCCCUCCAGCGGUCCAAGGAGCGCAGGAGGAGCCACAGGUCUUGCUCUGUAUCUACCUGUGGAUCAAGUCGCUCCAGGUCGCCGCACGUACCCAUUCUCUCUUCUCAGGACAGCGAAGGGGGACUUAAGUACGGCAUCAGGCGACUCAUGGACGAUCUCGACUCUGGCCUCUCCACGCUCCCAGACUCAGCCGAGGACGGGCCACACUCCCACGACGAGCUCAAGUUUUCCGAGCCCGAGGGACCCAUGUCGCUGGAGGAGGAAAUCUGUAGCCUGGAGUCGAGGUCGCCGCCCAUCACCCACGCAGUAGACCGCGCCCUUACCCACCCCGCCUCCACGCCCUCUUCCGCCACGCCCUCGCCCCCGCCCGCCCAUGAAACCGGCACGCCCACGCUCAAGUCCAGGCGAACGAGGCGGGAGGGCAGCGAUAAAAAUGCCUCGAGCUUUGAGCCCCAAGAUAACGCCCAGGCCAAAGUCGCGAGCUACGAGGUGGUAGGGCCCCCCGAGAGGACUUACAAAGUGGUAUUCGCCGGCGACGCUGCAGUAGGAAAGUCCACCUUUAUCGUCAGGCUGUGUAAAGGCUACUUCGUCAACAACAUUGCCUCCACACUAGGUGUGGACUACAAGGUGAAGACGCUGAGUGUGGACGAGAAGAACAUUGCCAUCCAGCUGUGGGAUACUGCGGGCCAGGAACGUUUCCGCUCCAUCACCAAGACCUACUUUCGGCGCGCUGAUGGUGUUCUGCUGCUCUUCGACGUGACCAGCGAACGAUCCUUCCUGAACGUGCGCCAGUGGAUCCAGAGCAUUGAUGACACGUGCCAGACCCGCGUGCCCCUCGUGCUGUGCGGCAACAAGGAGGACAUGAGGGCCACCGCCGCGGCAGAGGGUAGGAGCACCGUCAGCCUCAUAGAAGGAGAGAAGCUCGCCAGGGACUGUGGGGCAUUCUACAUUGAGACCUCGUGCAAGACUGGCAUAGGUGUGAUGGACGCCCUGGUGCAGCUGGCGAGACAAAUGGUGACAACCGAGGACGUGGAGAUACAGACAUCGGCUCUCAGAGUGUGCGCCGCUGACCAGAAGAGAUCCUGCUGCGGUGGGAGAAAGGAUGUGUGAGUCUGACGGCGAUGCAGCAGGAGGAGAAGGAGACGAAAAGAAGGAACGUGAUAAUACGACAGGGAAAAACAAAGUUGAGGGUAAGAGUAGAAGUGGAAAUAAUGGGAAAAUGUAGGAUUUUUGCUUUUGCAUUGUAGUAAAGUGGUGGAAGUUGAGGUGGUGUACUGUAUGUAACUAAUUAAGUUGUACGUAGGGGAAUGCCACCAAAGAAUCUCAAGAAGUAAAAACUCAGAAAUGAAUAUCCUGUAAGGAGAUUGCUAAUUGCGUCUCUCUCUCUCUCUCUCUCUCUCUCUCUCUCUCUCUCUCUCUCUCUCUCUCUCUCUCUCUCUCUCUCUCUCUCUCUCUCUCUCUCUCUCUCACACAUUAUUUAUAGUUCUGUAAUGUUUUCCAACAACUUUGUUUACCUUUUGCAGUAAUGUGUGGCAUUUAGUGUAAAUUGUUAGUAACUUGCUUGUUAUAUAUUUUAACUUGUUAUAUAUUUUAACAAUAAGAAAUGUAAUGUCAGUGAGAGAAAUGUUUGAACUCUCUCUCUCUCUCUCUCUCUCUCUCUCUCUCUCUCUCUCUCUCUCUCUCUCUCUCUCUCUCUCUCUCUCUCUCUCUCUCUCUCUCUCUCUCUCUCUGACCUCAACAACUAACAAUGUACUUAGGUUGUUUGUACUGUUUUAGAUGUAAUUAACACUUGUAUUUGCUUCUUGUGAAUGUUUUUUUUACUAAUACUUAGAAUUAUCCUGAUGUAACCUGUGUUUUUAUUCAUAUUGUAUAUACGUAUGAUUGUGUGUACGUUUUUUGUAUAGCACUAAGUAAUUAUUAUGAACAGAUACAACUUAUACAGGUUUAUACAGUGUGGUUAUUUUGAUCAUGGCGAUCAAUAAAUCAUUUUGCGUAA
Scylla paramamosain (green mud crab) is the source of this 4029-nucleotide messenger RNA. RefSeq names its product ras and EF-hand domain-containing protein homolog. The transcript is spliced from 18 exons. Gene Ontology annotation, molecular function: GTP binding; GTPase activity. Lineage: Eukaryota; Metazoa; Arthropoda; Malacostraca; Decapoda; Portunidae. Bases 1149 to 3143 code for a protein of 664 amino acids. Gene Ontology annotation, biological process: vesicle-mediated transport. The record is from RefSeq and is a predicted model, not a curated record.